Beauveria bassiana ARSEF 2860 is the source of this 1023-nucleotide messenger RNA. RefSeq names its product epoxide hydrolase. The record is from RefSeq and is a predicted model, not a curated record. The coding region runs from base 1 to 1023 and encodes 340 amino acids. Gene Ontology annotation, molecular function: hydrolase activity. The transcript has a single exon. Lineage: Eukaryota; Fungi; Ascomycota; Sordariomycetes; Hypocreales; Cordycipitaceae.
AUGGACACGAGCAAGCUCAAGCCCAACGACCCAAGGGUCACAAGCCACACCGAGACCAUUCGCGGCAAGAAAUAUCACUACAUUGUUGGCGAGCCCCAGGGUACCAAGGUCGGCACCAUGCUACUGGUGCACGGCUUCCCGGACAUGGGGUUCGGCUGGCGCGCUCAGGUCCCCUACUUUAUGUCUCGCGGCUACCAGGUCAUCGUGCCGGACAUGGUCGGCUACGCGCGUACCGACGCUCCGGCCGACCUGAGCCACUACACCUUCAAGAGCACGGCGGCCGACAUGGCGGAGCUCGCGCGCAAGUUUGUCGGGCCGGACGGGCAGAUUGUGCUCGGCGGGCACGACUGGGGCGGCCUCGUCGCGUGGCGCCUGGUGGACCGGUACCCGGCGCUGGUACGGCGCGCCUUUGUCGUUUGCACGCCGUACAUGAAGCCAAGCACGCAGUACACGCCGCUCGAGGACCUCAUCAAGGCGGGCAUCCUGACCAACUUUACCUACCAGCUGCAGUUUGGCGGACCCGAGGUCGAGGAGCGGGUGCAGGGCCGCGACCGCAUCCGCCAGAUGCUCAACGGCCUGUUUGGCGGGCAGGGCCCCAACGGCGAGCUGGGCAUGCGCGUGAGCAGCGGCGUCGUCUUUGAGAACCUCGACAAGCUGGGCCCGUCGCCGCUGUUGUCGGCCGACGAGCUCGACUUUUACGCCGACGAGUACGCGCGCCAGGCGGCCCCCGAGCUGCGCGGGCCGCUCAACUGGUACCGCACGCGCAAGCUCAACUUUGAGGCGGACCGCGAGCUGGCGACCGAGGGCAGGGGCAAGGUGCCGGUGCCGUCGCUGUUCAUCGCGGCCAGCAGAGAUGCGGCGCUGCCGCCCGCCUUGUCCAGUGCCAUGGACGAGCAGUUCGAAGACCUCACCAAGGCCGAGGUGGACGCUUCCCACUGGGCGCUGGUCGAGAAGGCGGAUGAGGUGAAUAGCAUUGUCAGCGAGUGGUUGGAGAAGAAGGCGUCGACCAAGGCAUCGCUUUGA